Hemibagrus wyckioides is the source of this 6474-nucleotide messenger RNA. RefSeq names its product neuroligin 2b (gene nlgn2b). Bases 773 to 3322 code for a protein of 849 amino acids. Gene Ontology annotation, cellular component: synapse; postsynaptic specialization membrane; cell surface. The record is from RefSeq and is a predicted model, not a curated record. Lineage: Eukaryota; Metazoa; Chordata; Actinopteri; Siluriformes; Bagridae. The transcript is spliced from 11 exons. Gene Ontology annotation, molecular function: signaling receptor activity; neurexin family protein binding. Gene Ontology annotation, biological process: modulation of chemical synaptic transmission; presynaptic membrane assembly; neuron cell-cell adhesion.
CGCGCGCGCGCACGCGCAAUCUCACACGCGCGCCGUGCACAAACACACACGCACACACACGCGCGCGCGCUCUCUCUCUCCUGAGCGCGCGGCUCUGCUUCUUAUUAGCGCUUCAUCUGCGCUUCUCCUCCAUCAUCAGCCUGCAGGAAUCAGAGAGAGAGAGAGAGAGAGAGAGAGAGAGAGGAGGAAGAAGAGGAGAGGGAAGGAGGAGAGGAUUCUUUCCGGGGUUUUUUGGAGGGAAAAAAGAGGCAAGGUGAAUACAGCGCGCACUAAAAUACACGGAAUGAUGGAAUAAAACGUCAGCUUGCACACCGAACACCGGGAGCGAGUGAUUUAUUACAGCACUCUGGGUUGUUGGCUCCGCCCACUUCCUCCUCCGAUGGACAGUAUUGAUGUGUAAUUACUUUAGAAGAUGAAUGUGUCCUCCCACGUCAGCUUGGACCUGCAGCUCAAUCACAGGCCUCGUUUCUCUGAGGAAGCUGACGGAGCUCAGUGAGGACGAUGUGGAUGGUGCAGUAACGUCAGCAUGAAGCUCUUCAGUGCUCUGCGUCAGGCCUCUCUCGUGCACCGCUAGGCCCCUCCCCCCCACACGCACACACACAUACACACACACACACACACACACGCACACACACACACACGCGCACACACACACACACACACACACACUGUAUCUCCAGCCCCUCCCCUUUUCCCACCGCCACCCUUUUACACUGAUCCCCUGAGACAGGAAGUAGGAACUUUCCUCCUCCUUCCCCUCGACUCCUCGGCCAUGUCUCUACCCUGUGACAGUGGACGCCGGCGUCCAUUUUCCCGCCCUCGCCGUAAAUGGGACACGUGCUUGGUAUGGUUGUUAGGAUUGGCUCUCCGGUUGGCACUCUCUUCGUGCCAGCGCUCGGAUUACAGUGCUUCCAAACACCCCAUCGUUUCCACCAGUUACGGUAAGAUCCGCGGCAUCCGGAAGGAGCUGAACAACGAGAUCCUUGGCCCGGUGGAACAGUUCCUUGGCGUCCCGUAUGCCACGCCUCCCAUAGGAGACCGCCGCUUCCAGCCCCCCGAAGCACCCGGAGCUUGGCAUGACAUCCGGAAUGCCACACGGGUCCCGCCAGCGUGCCCGCAGAACGUCCAUGGAGCACUGCCCGAAAUCAUGAUGCCCGUGUGGUUCACAGAGAACCUGGACGCUGCUGCUGCAUACCUGCAGGAUCAGAGCGAGGACUGUCUCUACCUCAACAUCUACGUCCCUACGGAGGACGGUCCGCUCACUAAAAAACCUGACGAGUCGGCGACGAACAGGCCGAGGGACGAAGACAUUCGAGAUCGGCGGAAGAAGCCGGUCAUGUUGUUCAUCCACGGUGGUUCGUAUAUGGAGGGAGCUGGAAGCAUGUUCGAUGCAAGUGUCCUCGCCGCCUAUGGCAACGUCAUCGUUGUCACCAUGAACUACAGACUCGGGGUUCUGGGUUUCCUAAGCACUGCCGAUCAGUCGGCUAAAGGGAACUACGGCCUGCUGGAUCAAAUCCAGGCUCUGCGCUGGCUCAACGAAAACAUCGGCCAUUUUGGAGGGGACCACGAGAGGAUCACCAUCUUCGGCUCAGGCGCCGGAGCAUCCUGCGUCAACCUGCUCAUCCUGUCCCAUCACUCUGAAGGUCUGUUCCAGAGAGCGAUUGCCCAGAGCGGCUCUGCCAUCUCCAGCUGGUCUGUGAACUACCGCCCGCUCAUGUACACCAAGAUUCUGGCCAAGAAGGUGGGCUGCAGCUCUGGGGACACGGCCGACAUGGUCAGCUGUCUGAGGAGGAAGAGUUUCCGAGAGCUUGUGGAUCAGGACAUUCAGCCCGCACGCUAUCACAUUGCCUUUGGGCCUGUGGUAGACGGAGACGUGGUUCCUGACGACCCUGAGAUCCUCAUGCAGCAGGGAGAGUUCCUGAAUUAUGACAUCUUGUUGGGGGUGAAUCAAGGAGAAGGGCUGAAGUUUGUGGAUGAUAGUGAAGGAGAGGAUGGAAUUUCAGCUGCCACUUUUGACUACACCAUAUCCAACUUUGUGGACAACCUUUACGGAUACCCAAGUGAUAUCCUUCGCGAGACAAUAAAGUUCAUGUACACUGACUGGGCCGAUCGCGAUAAUGGAGACAUGAGGAGGAAGACUCUGCUUGCGCUCUUCACAGAUCACCAGUGGGUGGCGCCAGCGGUGGCCACAGCCAAGCUGCACGCUGAGUUCCAAUCGCCGGUUUACUUUUACACUUUCCACCAUCACUGCCAGAUGGAGGGCCGACCCGAGUGGGCCGAUGCCGCACAUGGAGAUGAGAUUCCCUACGUCUUUGGAGUGCCCAUGGUGGGCGCCACUGACCUCUUUCCAUGCAACUUCUCCAAAAAUGACGUGAUGCUUAGCGCCGUCGUUAUGACCUACUGGACCAACUUUGCUAAAACCGGAGACCCGAACAUCCCAGUUCCCCAGGACACCAAGUUUAUCCACACAAAGCCAAACCGUUUCGAGGAGGUUGUGUGGACUAAAUUCAGCUCUAAGGACAAGCAGUACCUUCACAUUGGACUGAAGCCACGCGUACGAGACAACUACCGUGCCAAUAAGGUGGCCUUCUGGCUGGAGCUGGUGCCACAUUUGCACACACUACAUGAGGAGAUGAUUGGCUCUUCUGGUGCAACCCGCUUACCACCAUCUGGCGGCGCCCCUCACAGACCUGGAUGGAAAAAUCCAGCGCUGAAUCCGAAUCAUCCUGGCACACGUCAACCCUCAGUUUCCUCCACAUAUCCACCGGAUACAGAUAUGGAUCCGGAAGGUUCGGAGCGCCCACGCUUGUCUCCGUUCCCAGAGGCAGCACGGGAUUACUCCACGGAGCUAAGUGUAACGGUGGCAGUUGGUGCAUCUCUGCUCUUCCUGAACGUCCUGGCAUUUGCGGCACUCUACUACAAACGUGACAAGCGCCACGAAAUGAUGCUGCUGCAGCAGAGACGACGCCAUCGGCGUCUUUCACCUCAGCGUGGUGCUGCUGGUGCCCCAAUUCCUGCCACAGCCAUCUCUGUGGGCAACGACUUGGAAGAGGAGCUCAUGUCACUAAGGAUGAAGCAGCAGAGGGCCGAGUUGGACCUGGAGCCACUUCGAUGCCCGCCGGAUUACACGCUGGCACUAAGGAGGGCACCCGAUGAUGUGCCGCUCAUGAUGCCCAGCACCAUUAGUGCCAUGCACGCCUUCAAUACUUACCCCCCUGCUCCUGGCCACACCCCAAAUCCAGGCCCCGCCCCUGGGUCCAGCUCUAGCUCUGUGCAUACCAACAAUGCUUUGCCCCAUCAGCACUCUACCACUCGUGUAUAGUACCUCGCCAAGCUCUAAACACACCUUAAGACUACCUGCACCAGGAACGGUGCUCUGCAGAGGUAACACGUUUUGUCCAGUUCAGGAACGUCCAAGUCCGGUCCUGGAGUUCUUUAGUUCGGCACGGUUUGGUUAUAUUCGUGUUCGAAGGUAAACCAAACUGUACUGGACUCCAGAACUUCAGAAGGGGAACUGGGAACCUGUAGCCUAGUGGUAGAGAGUCACAGUCACUGGACUAUUGUCCUUUCUCAGAUAUCUUGACCAGUCCAGAUGCUUCGACUUCCUCCUACUAGACGAUGUAACGACUGAAAAAAGGACUGAAAACCUUUAUAUUCAUCUACAACACAUUCUCUUGUCCCGUUUAAUCGCUCCAGUCCUCGUUUUCUGUCUUUUUUUGAAAAACAAAAAGAGUUUUAAGAAAAUAAACAGAGGAGCAACCACUCAGUUGGCCAUCUUGCCCUCAAUCCCCUCUCUACAAUCUCCUGCUUUCUGUUCUUUUUACCCACGCUUGCUGUGUUGCAUUUUUCUCUCCAUUCCUUUUUUUGGUCAUGUCCUUCACCUAAUGCAUAACUCUGCUUUUUGAACUGAACACUUUUAUAAAUCGAGAGAACCUCUGUGUAACACGUACUAUCAAGAACGUUCUGAGGACAUGAAUGAGAAAAAGAUUUGAAUAUUUAGUUUUUACCAGCAUUUCUGUGCCAAGUACUGUGAUAUCCAUCUGAUCAGACUCCGAGUCCAGAGGACAGACUCGGAUCCGGAGCGCAUCCGAGGACCGCAUUCGUGGAAUUUAGAAGUCACUGAAAAAGUGCCAAAAUCUUCUUGUUUGCUUUUAUUUUCUUCUCUCUCUCUCUCUCUGUCUGUCUCUCUCUCUCUCUUUCUCUGCCUUUCUCUCUCCCUCUCUUUCUCUUGCUUUUGCACUGUUGCUGGUCUGGGACGAGAUUUGAUUCUAUAAGCAGAAUAUCUAUAUUAAAGUCUAAAUAUAGAAUUAUGAAAAUUUAUAUCUUGUUUGCUCUCGGGGAAAAUUUGCAUGAUUUAUUUUUAAAGAAAACGGACACGCGCACGAGAUUCCUCUUCUUGUUUUAUUAUCAGCAUCCUAUUCUUUCAAGCUCUCUCUCUCUAUCUUUUUUUUUUGUCUCCGCUAUAUUGUGCACUUCAUUCGGAGAUUAUUUUCCUUCUCUAGAGACUUAUCAGGAGCAUAUCAGGAAAAUGGAAACUGAUUACCAUCAUAAUGAGAAAAAAGGAUGUAUAGAUCCCUUUUAGCCCAUUUAUCAAAAGCUGGAAAUCUCGGGAACGCUGAGCCUCGAGGAAGGACUUAUCGACGCUCCGGCAUCCCUCCAUCUCUUUCUUUCUCUCUGUCUCUCUCUCUCUCGCUCUUUCUUUCUUUCUCUCUCUUUCUCUAUGCCUUUGUUUAUACUGUAUAUUCCACUACAUUUACAUUGAACUCGCACAAUAAGGAAUGAGAUCCCGUUCUUUCUCUUUUUCUCUCACAUCCAGUGUUUUCCUCUCAUCCCUGUUUCCCUUCGAUUUCUCCACUCGUGUGCAGUCAGGGUGCUAAAGAGGCCACACGGAAUGAUGAAAAACCCAUCGACAAGGAUCCAAAGUGGACAGAGGACAGAAUACACUAUGAAUGACUAAAACACCAACCGUGACGGUGCGUCCUCGUUUCAUCGCUUGUCUCAUCGUCAUCUUUCUGUUCGCGUCUCGUUUCCGGAAAACACUCAGCGGAUGGAUGGAUGGAUAUAAAAAUCUUGAGGGAAACAAACAAACAAAAAAAAAUACACAAAACCUACAAACUGUACAUUUUUUGAAGUUGUACUAGAUGACACGGUCUUUGUAAAUAUUCUGUUUCGUUGUUUGGUUUUACAGGUGAACGGCCGAGCGACUCUUUUGUGAGAACAGGUGCAAGUUGAGUUUCUUUUUUUCCUUGAUUUACAGACCGUUUUUUUCUUUCUUUCUUUCUUUAGCACGUAACGUAAACACGCUUCUCCUGAGCCUCGGAGUUAGACCUCACUGACACGACACUCAACACUUUAUCGUGAACGCUUUAACGCAUCAUCAGUACUCAGUACAUCAGUAUACAGGAGGAGUGAGCACUAUGAACUCUGUCUCAUUUAGAAGCCUGAAAAGCACAGCUGUCUUCUAAACGUCACGGCGUAGGGUCACAUGACCUCAGCAAGGUCGUUACACGGGGUCACACGACCUCCGCAAAGAGCAGCACAGAAUUCUCUUCACCGCCGAGAGAAAAGCUGAUGAUGUCAUAACGUUACGUCACCAUCUCCACUUAAAAGUCUAUUCUUUUUUUCUUUCUUUCUUACUCUUCCCUCUCUUCUUUCUUUCACUUCCUCUUCUUUUCUUUCAUCACUUCUCUCCUGAACAAAACAUUAAAAACUUUUUAAAAAUAGAACUUUUCUUUCUAUCUUCAGUUACGUCUCCGCCUCUUUGCGCAGGUGUGUGUGUGUGUGUGUGUGUGUAUAUGUGUGUGUGCCCAUGUGUGUGUGAGACGUUGAACAGUGUAACCCGACAAUGUGAUGAUGGAUAUUUUUCUGUAAUGAGCGGUGAAGUCGCUGCGUCUCAUACCAAACCCCAGGGGUAAUGAUGAUAUUUUGAAGCGUCCACGUUUAAACUCUCGUAUUUAAAACCGGAUUACGAUUCUUGAUCAUCAUCCGUUGAUUUGAUCACAUGACACUGUGGCCGUGUGAUCCUGACUCGAACCCGUUACGGUUUAAGUUAAAGGAGAUCGAAACCUCUCUGCGUGUUAUAUUUCAGAAAUAGAGAAUUUAAACUGUCGAUAUUUUUGUACAGAGGGACUGAGAGGCAGCGGACAGACUCGCUAAGCACACUGUCACCAAAUCUCACGGUGAUCCUCUCGUCUGCCGUGGCCGUGUGUGUAUUACUGUGUGAUUGGGGGGGGUGAUUGGGGUAGAGAUAUAUUACAGAUAUUUACUAAGUGCACCUGCUCUAAUAUUACCGCUGGGUCGCCAAAUAUACACUUGCACCUGUUGCUUUUCAUUUUGUUCAGUCGCAGCGACUCGGGAUGAGAGUAACGGGUUUGGGGGAUAACGACGUUCAUAUUUCUAUUUCAUAUAAAGGCUAUUACACACUGUAUGUUGUGUAUAUGAACUGGAGAACAUUAAAAGACAUUAUAAAACACA